Messenger RNA from Mucor velutinosus, 2730 nucleotides. It is a transcript of the gene JHD1, whose product is annotated as JmjC domain-containing histone demethylation protein 1. The record is from RefSeq and is a predicted model, not a curated record. The transcript has 4 exons. Bases 1 to 2730 code for a protein of 909 amino acids. NCBI's taxonomy places the organism in Eukaryota, Fungi, Mucoromycota, Mucoromycetes, Mucorales, Mucoraceae. Gene Ontology annotation, molecular function: sterol binding. Gene Ontology annotation, cellular component: intracellular membrane-bounded organelle; membrane; cytosol. Gene Ontology annotation, biological process: endocytosis; ER to Golgi ceramide transport; piecemeal microautophagy of the nucleus.
AUGACAGCCGCUACUGCAAACAACAGCACGCGUGCUUCAUUGGACGAAGAGCAUUCUACAAGCAUGAAAAAGAGGAAUCUAUCACUACCAAAGCUAUCUCAUCUGCGCACCACAAACAGAUCCAACAAUGCGGAUGUUGAGUUACCGACACCCACCACCAGUACAACCAUGAAUUACUGUUCUGAUAACGAGGAAACACACCGCAGAAAGAGACACAGUAUGGCAUCCAUACCCUCCAUGAAAGAUGUGGCUACUACAAACACAACAGCAGCACCCUCUGUACACUCUCGUAAUCGCAGGAAAUCGUCAUCUGCCACCUCGGUCAUUAAUCUAUUGGAGAAUGACUUUAUUGAGCUGAUACCCAUUGAUCAAGUGAACUCGUCCAAAGAAGCAAUAACAGGCUCCUAUCUUGCUGAGGAUCCAGGAAAUUACGUGCUGAUUUUUGACAACAUGUUUUCGAGAAACACAUCCAAAUCACUGACAUUCUCAGUAACAAGCGAUGAGCCUAUUGACGAAGGAUUGGAUUUAGAUAACGACAUGUGUGGCUGGCUGCUGAAAAAAAGGAGAAAACGGAUGCAAGGUUGGGCAAAACGAUGGUUUGAAUUGUCAUCGACGGGUGUAUUGUCUUAUUCAGUCAGGAACGGAGAUAUCAAGCGAGGAUCGCUCCAGAUCAUGCUAGCCACCAUCUCUAUUGCCCCCAAGCAGCGCACUAUUCACAUUGAUUCAGGUACAACCACAUUCCACCUAAAAGCACUCUCCGCAGACGACUUUGAUCGGUGGCUCAACAGCAUCCGGAAACAGAGAUCAGAUACCUUGACGGAAUCAUGGCAGCACGGCAAUGGCACAAUGACCCAUGCAGCAGACAUUCAGUCUGCUAUCAGUCUGGUGCCAGAUAGCAUCACCACACGGGACGAUGCAUUCGAGCGAAACCAUCAAGUGAUUGUCUCUGCUUUGCAUAAUCUAGAUGCAGAAAUAAGAAGCCUCGCAUUCAUUGCCAAAGAACUGAGUCAGCUGCCUCAUGAUGCUAGCAGUAGUGAAUCACUCAUCUCACAGCUGCAGCAACAGCAGCAGUCAGUGGCAGUACCUGUCUUACACUCUCACAGCAGCAGCAGCAGCAGCAAACUCAUGCGAUUUCCAUUCAUGCGUGGCUCUUCUUCCAACAGUAUACCUGAUGACCACACCACCCAGCUUACUUCUGUAUCCUCCUCUCAUCAAGCAAGUCUGGACAAACUGCAUGCCUGCAUCGAGGCGUUGAUCGAGCAACGAGAUAAGCUGUCAACCGCUUAUAACGACACUUACGAAAACUACACCAACGCAGCUAUCAAUUCACUUGAGAUUCCUAGCAGAACAGGCACAGGCUUCUUAUCUCAUCGCGCCGCUAGCUACUACUCUUACAGCGCUCAUUCAGACCAGUUUUUUGAUGCCGAGGACGUUUUACUGAACGAAGACAACGAAUCCACUUAUGGGUCCAUCGUGAUUGACUCGGAAGAUGAAGAAGACCAUCAAGGCAACACCAUAGACAAGACUGCGCUUGCCCUGCCAAACAUAAAGCGCAGAACAAAACUGCCUCAUCCUGUAGCUGUGCGAAAUAUAUCUGUGCUGGGCAUAUUACGCAAAAACAUUGGCAAGGACUUGUCCACCAUCUCCAUGCCGAUCAGUCUCAAUGAGCCUGUCAAUUUUCUGCAACGACUCUGUGAGGAAUUGGAGUACUCAGAGUUACUAGAUAAAGCAGCGACGCUCUCUUCAUCCAUGGAUCGGCUCAUGUAUGUUGCAGUAUUUGCCAUCUCAGGUUACGCAGCCACACAGUAUCGCAUUGGUCGCAAGCCGUUCAACCCAAUGAUGAGUGAGACGUAUGAAUGUAUCAGGCCUGACAAAGGGUUUCGAUUUAUCGCCGAGAAAGUAUCGCAUUAUCCCAAUGUGAUGGCUUGCUUUGCAGAGUCCAAGACAUUUACAUAUAGGCAAACCAAUCUUGGAAAGACGAAAUUCUGGGGAAAAUCGCUGGAACUCAUUACAGAGGGGCAGAGCCACAUUUCCAUCAAGGGACAUCAAGACGAAUACACCUAUUCAAAGCCAUCGAGCUGGCUCAGGAAUCUAAUAACAGGCACCAAGUACUUGGAGCACAUUGGUGAGAUGAAAGUUCAGAAUCACACCACAGGUGAGUAUGCUGUGAUCACCUUUAAAGAAGCAGCCACUGGAUCCACCUCGUUCUUUUCAUCCAACAACAACAGUGCCAUGUAUCGCAACAACGUCGUGGCCAAGUUUUUCGAUUGCCGUGGAUCUCUGAUUCGAGAAGUGGAAGGUAAAUGGAGUGAUAGCUUAUCAGAGGUGGUUGGCCCUGAUCAGUAUGCGGUUAUUUGGCGCUGUAAACCACCUGGCAUACCGGAUUACACCGACUACUAUGGAUUGACGUCCUUUGCCACGGAACUCAACGAAAUCACAUCACUGGAGCAAGGCAAGUUGCCCAUCACAGAUACUCGAUGUCGACCAGACCAGCGUUUGUUUGAACAGGGGCAGGUGCAAGAAGCAGAGGAUGAAAAAGUGCGAAUCGAGCAGUGUCAGCGAGAACGAAGAAAGCAGUUUGAGUCUAUUGCAAAGCCAUGGAAGCCGUUGUGGUUUGAACUUGUCAGGGAUGAAUAUGCGCACACAGGUGAAUCGUGGCAGUAUAAGGGCGGCUAUUGGGAGGCGAGAGAAACAGGUCAAUGGCCAAGAGAAAUGCUGCAAUUAUGGUAG